Messenger RNA from Zingiber officinale, 540 nucleotides. RefSeq names its product ribosome biogenesis protein NSA2 homolog. Lineage: Eukaryota; Viridiplantae; Streptophyta; Magnoliopsida; Zingiberales; Zingiberaceae. The transcript is spliced from 4 exons. The coding region runs from base 138 to 395 and encodes 85 amino acids. The record is from RefSeq and is a predicted model, not a curated record.
CUCAUGUCAUAAUGUAGAUCCACCCUUGGCAACAGCCACCGCCGACGCCUGCUUUCUCGAAUUUCUUCGCCCUUGCCCGAUGAUCCCUCUCGGUCAUCGACCUCCUUCGUAGCAUCGUCGCUCGGGAGGGCCUCACCAUGCUCUACCACGGCAUGGUCGUGAUGCUCACCUCCGUUAGCUUUCAGUCCUUUCUCUUAGCUUAUCAAAUCAUUGAAAGCCAUGGAAAAAUAGUGAGGAAGAAAAUCGAUGAGGAGCUCAAGAAGCUUGAUGAAAAUAUUUUAUUAGCUCGGGCGGUCCAUGAGCGGUUUGCGUUCGCCAAAAGGGUUCUGGGAAUUAAGAGGAAGAUGUUUGCUAAGAAGCGCUACGUCGAGAAGGCUUUGAUGAAGAAGACAUAAGCUUCCUAUACAUCUCUCUAGUUUCUGAGUUCUUACUGAUGUAUCCUUGUUGUUAUUGUCUUUCCAAUUUUUAAUCAGUUCAUAAUCAUAUGGUGCGGUCGAAAUAAAAGGCCAAUUUAGUGGUUAGAGACAAUGAAGUUUUUUA